Messenger RNA from Strongylus vulgaris, 270 nucleotides. Lineage: Eukaryota; Metazoa; Nematoda; Chromadorea; Rhabditida; Strongylidae. The record is from the annotation of a GenBank genome assembly.
AUGGCUAUCGCGAUUGCAUCAUCAAGAAUUGCGUCAACGUUACUGCAUGGAGGCAGAACAGCUCAUUCUGCCUUGAAGCUCCCCUUAAAUCUCGCCCAUUCAGAAAAUCCUAUCUGUAGCAUAAGCAAGGGCUCUGGUAAGGCUCAAGUACUGAAAAGUUGCAAGCUUAUUUUAUGGGACGAGUUUACUAUGGCACAUAAGAAAGCCCUUGAAGCGCUUGAUCGAACGUUGCGAGAUUUUAGAGAAAACACCAGAAUUAUGGGAGCUUGA